This is a messenger RNA of Erinaceus europaeus (western European hedgehog), 928 nucleotides long. RefSeq names its product keratin-associated protein 2-3-like. NCBI's taxonomy places the organism in Eukaryota, Metazoa, Chordata, Mammalia, Eulipotyphla, Erinaceidae. The coding region runs from base 66 to 446 and encodes 126 amino acids. Gene Ontology annotation, cellular component: keratin filament. The transcript has a single exon. The record is from RefSeq and is a predicted model, not a curated record.
AUUCACUCCUGAAAACACCCAAACUCCUCUGAACAACACAACCCAGUCCAGCCCCAGACACAACCAUGACCGGCUCCUCCUGUGGCUCCUCCUGCUGCCAGCCCUGCUGCCAGCCCUGCUGCUGCCGAGACCCCUGCUGCUGCCGCCCAGUGUCCUGCCAGACCACAGUGUGCAGGCCAGUGACCUGCGUGCCCCACUGCACGCGCCCCAUCUGUGAGCCCUGCCGCCGCCCCAUCUGCUGUGACCCCUGCUGCCUGCAGCAGGGCUGCUGUCGCCCCAUCAGCUGCUGCCCCACCUCCUGCACUGCUGUGGUCUGCAGGCCCUGCUGCUGGGCCUCCACCUGCUGCCAGCCCAUCUCUGUGCAGGCCCCCUGCUGCCGCCCCCCCUGCUGCCAGCCUGCCCCUUGCAGGACCACCUGCAGGACCACCCCCUGCUGCAGCUGCUGAGAGCCCCCAGACCCACAGGGCAACUUCCUGGAGCUCCAGUACCUAGUCUGCAUGUCAGUCAGGAUCAAAGAAAAGUAGAUUGUUUGCAAAAGGUGACUCCCUGCAGGACUCUGCAGUCAGACAGGAGACAGCAUCUGGUGUUCUGAGGAAUGCACAAAUUCUUUCCACCUUUGCCCCAUUAAAAGAGACACAUCACCUUUGCAACUUACAUGCUCUUCUAUAACUAUGUUAGGUAGUAGCUGACUAUUUUCUCACGUAACGUUUCUAGUUCUAAUCUUCUUUGAUAAUCUUAGGCAAAAUUUAAGCUUUUGUCAUUGGAAUUCCUUUCUAGAAAAAAAAAAAAUCUUGAACUAAGCUUUAUCCCAUGGACUCCUCAUUUCUCUCAAAUCUAGUUUUGUCAAGUGAGAUAUUCUCCCACAAUAAUAAUAUAUUUGUGCUUGUUUUGUGUGGUAAACACAAUUAAAAAAUUUCUGAGAAGCAAA